GGCCUCGCGUUAGCCGGAGCAAUGACCGGGCGUCGGGGCCGGACGGGCCCGCUGCAGAGUGCGCUGCGUCGGGGACGAGAGCUGCGGGAGCAGGUGGAUGUUUUGCUUCAGGAAAGCAAGGAAGCAGGGGCUCUGGAUUCUGAAAAAAGGAAAAGCCUCAGUCAAAGAUGUUUGGAGUUGAAGAAGACUGUGGAUGAAAAUGCCUUUGCACUUCAGAACUUGAAGAAAUCAGAUGAGCCUGCGCCCAUGGGAAAUUAUAACCAGAGAAAAGAAGAAGAAGAAAAACAGCUGUUUAAACUUUCUCAGCAACUGGAAAAACUUGCUGCAGUCCUUGGCCGGGAAAAUGUCAUCAAGGACUCCAGCAUGGAUGUGAAGGGGAAAGACAGCCCAAAGACACAACAGAAAAAUGAGGAGACUGAAGAGGAAGAGGAGGAGGAGGAGGAAGAAGAAGAAGAAAGUACAGAAGAUGAAGAGGAAGAAGAAGAGGAGGAGGAAGAUGAGCUUGACGAUGAUGAAGACAAAUUGGAAGAUGAUUCAGCUGUUACAAAUUUUAUUACGCUUGGUGAUUUUGCUGCACAGCAAGAAGGGGAUCUGACAUUUAAAAAAGGUGAAGUUCUUCUCAUACUUGAGAAAAAGCCUGAUGGUUGGUGGCUGGCUAAAAAUUCCAAAGGGGAGAGAGGCCUUGUGCCUAAAACCUAUCUUAUGAUAAAUGCCAAGGAUGGAGAGGGCCAAGAAGCAAGUGAAGAGGAAACGGAGGAAGAUAUAGAGGUGGCAGAUGAAACUGCAGGAGGAGCCAACAUUCUGAAAAGAACAGACUCACACUGGAGUGCUGUUAAAAAGGCCAUCACAGAGAAUAAUACCUUAGAUGCACUGACAACUAUGGGGGCAGUUCCUGCAGGAUUCCGACCUUCAACCCUUGCACAACUCUUGGAAGAAGGAAUUCAGUUUCGAGCCUCUUACUUCCUACAACCAGAGCUCACGCCUUCCAAUCUUUCCUUCCGAGAUCUAGUGUGGAACCCUGAAAAAGGCACUAUUCAGGCGAGGCCAACCCGUAUAUCACUAGUGAUGACCCUGUGGAACUGUAAAGCGAUUCCUUUUCCCGGACUCAGCAUACAGGUCCUCAGUAGACAUGUUCGACUCUGCCUUUUUGAUGGUAGCAGAAUCCUGAGUAACAUUCAUACAGUUAGAGCUACAUGGCAACCAAAAAAUCCCAAAACAUGGACCUUUUCUCCACGGAUCACCGGCAUCUUACCGUGUGUGCUUGAUGGCGAUUGUUUUAUUAGAUCCAAUUCUUCAUCUCCGGAUGUCGGCAUAUUAUUUGAACUUGGGAUCACUUAUAUUCGUAAUUCAACAGGUGAGAGAGGAGAAUUGAGUUGUGGCUGGGCAUUUCUAAAACUUUUUGACUCGAGUGGAUUUCCAGUUUCCUCCAAAACCUAUGAGCUGCUUUUGAAUGGUGGGACCCCCUAUGAAAAAGGGGUUGAGGUAGACCCAUCCAUUUCCAGAAGAGCCAGCAGUAGCGUUUUCCAUCAUAUGAUAACUCAGAGGAAGCAGCCACAACUUCUAGUAAAACUGAGGUCCUUAAACACACGAUCCAAAGGCAUAUUGAAUUUACUACCAGAAGUAUUAAUCGGCAGCAUGUGUUAUAUACACCUCAUAUUGUUUUAUCGUCAGAUUCUGGGUGAUGUGCUCCUCAGGGACAGACUAAACAUGCAAAAUGCGGAUUUGAUCGGCAAUCCAAUUUUGGCGACUUUUCCCAAACUCAUGGAGCAGCCGGAUCUUAUGGAUGCGCUCAGGAGUGCCUGGGCAGAGAAGGAAAGCACACUAAAGAGGUCUGAAAAGAGAGACCGAGAAUUUCUGAAGUCUGUGUUCGUCCUGGUGUACCACGAUUCCGUCUUCCCUCUCCUCCAGUCUGUGUUCCUCCCAGAGUACAAGUGGGCAGAAGAAGAAUCCGAAGGCACUCGCUGGCACAUGAUUGCUGACUUCCUAAAGAAAAACCGCGAAAGAGGCGGUGCUCUGUCCUCUCUCCUGUCGUCCGAAAGCCUGCACAAAGCUUUCGAUAUCACAGAAAUAGCGUAUGAUUUUCUAGGAGAGGCAAGGAAGAGCAGCCCUUUAGUAUGAGUGGAUUUUAAGGUCCAGCACCUGUGCCAUUUGCCAUGCGAACAUGAAUCAAUUAAACAUAACUGAUAGAGAGGCCAAAAAAGUCGUAUUUUUACAGUAAGUCAAUUUAUAAAUAAAUUAUAUUGGUAUGCUAUCUUUUUUGUAUUCAUAUAUUAUAU
Messenger RNA from Elgaria multicarinata webbii, 2276 nucleotides. It is a transcript of the gene NPHP1, whose product is annotated as nephrocystin 1. NCBI's taxonomy places the organism in Eukaryota, Metazoa, Chordata, Lepidosauria, Squamata, Anguidae. Gene Ontology annotation, biological process: protein localization involved in establishment of planar polarity. The coding region runs from base 22 to 2118 and encodes 698 amino acids. Gene Ontology annotation, molecular function: protein binding. The transcript is spliced from 20 exons. The record is from RefSeq and is a predicted model, not a curated record. Gene Ontology annotation, cellular component: cilium; cytoplasm.